Capronia coronata CBS 617.96 is the source of this 1038-nucleotide messenger RNA. RefSeq lists its product as uncharacterized. The coding region runs from base 1 to 1038 and encodes 345 amino acids. NCBI's taxonomy places the organism in Eukaryota, Fungi, Ascomycota, Eurotiomycetes, Chaetothyriales, Herpotrichiellaceae. The record is from RefSeq and is a predicted model, not a curated record. The transcript has 2 exons.
AUGUACUGCCUCACUGACCACUCGGCCGUCAGUGAGUCUCGGGUAGGCAAAGUCGUAGGCAAGCGAAGGAAGCGACCGGUCGAGGAAUCUAUCGGAUCUGUCCAUCUCCAGACGUGGGUUGUCAACACAACGGACUCUGUUCGAUCCAUUCCCUCGCCAGCCAACACACAGGGCUCCGAAGAGUCCAACAAACGACACUGCGAUCCGUUACUCGACUUUGACGGUACCACGGACUCAUUCGACGCGGUGGAAAUGGCCAACAAUCGAAGCUUCUCCAUGACAAGCGACCUCUCUUUCUUCCCGAACAGUGGACUCCCUACCCCAAUCCUCAGUCCUCCCCGGUUCACUCGGUACCUGUCGCCCUCUCAACCGCAAGCCCGAUCUCUGUCGACACAGGCUUCCGCUCCUGUGGACCCUGACAGACUUCAUCCGCCAAGCUAUACUAUGCCGCUUGCUCGCAGCCUUCAUGCUGCUGCAGACGAUGAGGAGACAGUCUGUAUCAAGUUAUUGGCACACUUGAAAAGACACGGGCGAGACGAAUCACAACCACGUGAGACACAGAUUGAACUAUUGAGAAAAUGCAAUGCAGCCGUGCGGAGAAUUUUGCGAAGUAAGGCCAUCCGUUCCGACUACAACUGUCAGCUGCUUCUUUCGAACAUUAUGAGCCAUCUCGCUCGGCUGUGUGAGCGGCUUUGCGACCAACCGAGACUGGACCCCAACGAGCCGAAAUACAUCGACUCCGAGUUCCUGCAGGACCAACUUUAUUUAGAAACGGCUCAUACCUUCUUUGAUAGUGCCCUUCAGCAGCAGCAGCAGCAGCAGCCGCCGCCGCCGCCGCCCCUCACCCCGCCUGACCACGAGAUGAUGGCGGCCUUGAUCAAGGAUGUGCUGUAUUGCACCUCCAGCGUGGGCGAUAUGCUGAAGAAGGAGCCCCUCGAGGGGUUCCAAAUGCUUGGGAGGCACGAAGCAUUCCAGAUCGAGUUAGAGCAGAGACUGAAGCGAGCAAUGGCUUUGGUGUCAUCUUCCGGCCGCGAUUAG